Molecule: messenger RNA, 1590 nt
Organism: Salvia miltiorrhiza (redroot sage)
Lineage: Eukaryota; Viridiplantae; Streptophyta; Magnoliopsida; Lamiales; Lamiaceae
Product: calmodulin-binding protein 60 B-like
Exons: 7
Coding region: 39-1262 (407 amino acids)
Biological process (GO): regulation of salicylic acid biosynthetic process
Cellular component (GO): nucleus
Molecular function (GO): calmodulin binding; DNA-binding transcription factor activity; sequence-specific DNA binding
Source: RefSeq, a predicted model, not a curated record
UUUGCAGCAUAUAUUCUCACAUAGUAAUAUUUUGAUUCAUGGCACUAAAACGACAGCUCCGUGAGGGGGGUGACGGCGACGGAGAUUCCCAACUCGGGAAUAAACGUCGCCAUUUACUCUCAACUUUAUUCAGCAGAUUUCGGAAUCCUGAAGAAUUUGUUCCCAUGUUGGAACCGAUCCUUCGAAAAUGGGUGAAAGAGGAGGUGGGGCGUGCAAUUGAUCCUUAUUUGAGUAGAUCCUUGGAUGCUCAAAGUGAGAGGAAUCUGCAUUUGAAGUUCGAGAGCAGCUUGCCCACCACUCUGUUUACUGGAAACAGGAUUAGCACAAAAAUCGCCUUGUAUGAUCCAAGUUGCCAAUCGAUUGUAGCGUCAGGUCCCCAUUCUUCGAUCAAAGUGGCUGUGGUGGCGCUCCACGGCGACUUCGCCGCGGACGACGAGUGGUCGCCGGAGGAGUUCGAGGCCAAGAUUGUGCAGAGCAGGCAAGGGAAAAGGCCACUGCUGAACGGAGAUUCCGUGGUGGCGCUGAAGAACGGAGUAGCGAACAUCGACCACAUCUGCUUCACGGAUAACUCCAGCUGGGGUAGGAGCGGCAAGUUCCGGCUGGGCGUCCGGCUGCCUCCCGGCUCUCACGAACCAUGCGUCAGAGAAGGCGUAAGCAACGCCUUCAAAGUUAAGGAUCAACGCGGAGAAUCAUAUCAGAAGCACCAUCCGCCGUCGUUGGAUGAUGAGGUGUGGCGGUUGGAGAAGAUAGCGAAAGGUGGGGCGUACCACACACACCUCACCAAGCUCGGCAUUGCCAACGUGGGGGACUUCCUGAGGUCGCUUGCCUUGAACCCGAUCUCACUACGCACUGCGAUUGGUAACGUGUCGAGCAAGAAAUGGGAGGCGGUGGGACACGCCGCAGAGUGCAUUUUAGACGACAACAAAUAUGUCUACACAAGCGGCCAAGGGGCCGUGCUGCUGUUCAACUCCAUCUACAGCCUCGUCGGAGUCGCAUUUGAUGGCCUCAGUUAUCUCUCUGUGGAUGCUCUCGACGCGUAUCAAACGAAAAUGGCGGAGGAACUGAAGCAGCAAGCUUUUGAAAACUUGAACGGCUUAGUUCCUCAGACUAUGGGACAAAAUACUCAUCAUGCAGCGCUGGAAAAUAUAUCGUUCGAGUUGGGAGAGAGUUCGGCUGCUGGAUUCUACAUGGCCGAAGAUUUUGAGGUCGAGUCAUAUCAUCUGCUUAUAUCUCUUUCUCAAUCAAUCUUGAGAUUAGUAUGAUUUUCUCUAAUUCUGGCAUCGUUAUUCCCCAGGAGCACUAGCUGCAAUGGUGAAGCGCAAGAUCUAAAGCAAGCUGAUGUUAAUUUGAUGCAAAUUAUUAGUUUUUGAUUUUGAAAGAUGGUCAGUAUGUGGAGUCAAGAAUUUUACUUCCAUAUUUGUUCUUGUGUCUGUCUGUCUGUCUCUCUCUUAUGAUUAAUGUUAGAGCAGCUCAAAAGAAGAUGGUGUUUCUUUAGAAUUUUCUGAGGUAAUUGUCCCAUGGCAAGGCAAGCAAUUGUGUUUGUAAAUAUUUAUCUGUUUGUCAUAUCUUACUUCAUUGGUUUGGUGAAAA